Molecule: messenger RNA, 545 nt
Organism: Lonchura striata (white-rumped munia)
Lineage: Eukaryota; Metazoa; Chordata; Aves; Passeriformes; Estrildidae
Source: RefSeq, a predicted model, not a curated record
CUUGCUGACAACCAGGGAUCCUCCACUCCACACCCAUGGCCUGCAACACCCUCUGCGGAUCCGCCUGCGGACCCACCCCGCUGGCCAACAGCUGCAACGAGCCCUGUGCCCUGCAGUGCCAGGAUUCCCGCGUCAUCAUCAACCCUUCCCCUGUGCUGGUCACCCUGCCAGGACCCAUCAUGACCUCCUUCCCCCAGAACACCGCCGUCGGAUCCACCUCCUCGGCUGCCGUGGGCAGUGAGCUCAGUGCCCAGGGACAGCCCAUCUCUGGUGGCUUUGGUGGCUUUGGCUACGGCCUUGGCUAUGGCCGUGGGUUUGGCUAUGGGUUUGGAGGCCUGGGCUGCUAUGGCAGGAGGGGUGGCUACAUCUGCUGAGGACCCUCAGCACCACUCCAGACAUCACCAGCUUGGGACUCCACAACCACUCUUGCAAGCCAGUCCCUUCUGGUGAUGGUUGCUGUACUUGCCCCUUACACUGGAUUCCUUCCACUUUUUUCUCCUGCCUCUUCAUUCCUUUUCCUCAAUAAACUUUUUCUGCAUCAAAAC